AUGUCUUUAAACUCCACGUACGAACGUAAGUAUAGUAUAUUAAACACAUGACUAUAGUUUUUUGUGCAAAGGUUGACUGUUUUUCAUAAGUUUUUUUUUCUUUUCUAGUCAACUGUAAAAUUCCAGUUUUUUAACAAUAGGUUUCUUUUUAUUUUAUAGAUGCUGUUUCAUGGUAAGAAAAAAUGUUAAUGCAGGUUUAAUUUUCAAGAAUUUAAAUAUCAAAUAUUCAAUUCGCCUCAAUAUGGACAAUUCAGUUGUGAAUACGAGGCCAUAGCCCGAGUGUUUUUGUCCAUUUAAUGACGCUCUGAAUUGAGUUCACAGUAUUAAUACCUGACAGAUGAUGAAACAGUAAUUUGGAACUGACAUCUUACAAAAUAUCUUAACUGAUAGCUGACAAAUGAUGAAACAGUAAUUUGGAGCUGACAUCUUACAAAAUAUCUUAACUGAUAGCUGACAAAUGAUGAAACAGUAAUUUGGAAAUGACAUCUUACAAAAUAUCUUAACUGAUAGCUGACAAAUGAUGAAACAGUAAUUUGGAAAUGACAUCUUACAAAAUAUCUUAACUGAUAGCUGACAAAUGAUGAAACAGUAAUUUGGAACUGACAUCUUAUUAAUAAUCUAUUUCCCAGGAUAGAGGAAGCGGCUUGCGAGUGUCAGAAAACAGAGAAUGUGGACAUUGACAACCUUAUUUCAAAUUGUACAAAUUGUAUGAACAGUCUCGAUGCAUUACUCUCUAUGGAACACAACAAUAUCAGAUUGGUACGAAAUUGAUAGCUUUUAUUUUCAGCAUUGAAGUUCAUUCAUUCUUCUUCUCCGGGUUUGCUGAGCUCCUUCCUUCCUUCCUUCGCUCUUUCUUGUUCUCUUUAGACGUUUAUUAUCAUCAAUAUUAUCUUUAGACAACGAUACCGUAUAUAGUCUAUAUAUAUAAGAGUUUUUUGUACGAUGUUUGUGAUGUUAUUCUGAGUGUGCAUCCACACCGGGCAAGCUGAAAAGUUUGCUUGAUCUUUGGGAUACUAGUCCAAUGCUCUACCAACUGAGCUCCGAGGUCAAGUCGGUUCAGUUGAUGAUAUUUCGGAACUGAGUCUAGUUCCUUCGAUAUCAAUGUAUUCUAAGAUGAUGAUUUUUUGUGUGUGUUGAGCUUUUGUAUGUUACGUAACACGCGCUCAAAACUAAUGAGUAGUAUACCACUUGCGGUUAUGACUAUAGUAGUAUAGUCAACAUUCUUAUUUUUCGAUACGUUUCUUAAUCGGCAAACAAACUUAAAAAGAAUGUCUAGUGCUUUAUCUGUAAAAUAAUGCUACAAUGAAGAGAUUUUAGAUGUUACGCCAAAGAGAAUAUGAUGUCUGAAGUUCAGUAGAUUGCCUCUUAUUAUUGAGCUUCAAACUAUUUCAGGCGGCGUUAGAGCAAGUGAGCAAUUCAUUACAUCAUCAUACGAAGUUGUUGGUGAAGAAAAAAGAACAGUUAUCAACAGGAGUUAAAAACACUUCAACAGGUCAGAGUUGCAUAUUUACCUACUUCGGACACAUGCACCAUUAGAGUAAGCCACGAAGUCAAUCACACUCUCUCACGCACAGGAAAACGCCACACAUUCCCUGCUUGCCAUUGGCGAAGACUAGAUUUUAUAAAUAUAUUGUUUGCUAGAGAAGAUAUGUAUUUUGUAAUCAUUGUCUUUCUUUUCUUCGAAGAUGGAGUGAAAAGCUCAAACGAAAAAGAUGGUGAUGGUCAAGAACGGAGGUUCAUAAAAUUAUAUCAUGAUAUUAAAACUGUCAACCUAACGAGUCAUGCUCUGCAUGUUGGUUGUACUCGCGUAAAAACGCACAAGUUGUAACAAACCUGCAGCAGACUUGUAGCAAUGCUGUUCCAACAACUUGUCAACAGGAUGUGUUCGCACUGCUUGUUCCCAGCUUGUUGACAACUUGUCAACGGCUUCUUGACAACUUGCUACAAGGUUGUUGAACUCAACAGACUUGUUACAAGUUGUUCCAACAACUUGUUAUCGUCCUGCAAUUCAACAACUUGUCAACAAGUUGUGAGUGACAACCUUGUAGCAACUUGAUAAAAUAACAGCAUUGUUACAACUUGUUGACAAGCUUGCUACAAGCCUGUUGCGAACACGUCUUGUUGACAAGUUGCGAGAUUUUUACGUAUGUACAUGGCAAUAGCUUGACAGUAUUUUCUCAUUUCUAUAAUCAUUAAUUUUCCUAAUGUUCUUGCAGUCGGCGUGUUGCGAUAGAAGAUACAAUCCUAAGCAAAGGUUACGUAAAGUUUUCAGAUGUCGCAGGAUUGGAGGAAGCCAAGAAUACUCUGAGAGAAGCGAUUGUUCUACCGUUACAAUAUCCACAUUUCUUUACAGGUUCAAGAUAUAUUCUUCCAUCUUUAAACAACUACUUUCAAGACAAUAUUCUGUUGACACAUGGCAAUUACAGAGAAACGAACCACAAACUGAGCUCCAGUAAGGCUAAUGUAUGAAAGGUUCAGUUUUACAACAGGAGGAAAUCGGAUUACCUGGAGAAAAUCUGAGAUGUUGUCGGUAGGACGAACUGGAAUAACUCUGCUCACAUAUGACUAAAGCCCUGGUCAAAUGAGACUGAGAGUUUGCAUGAGAGUUUGCAUGAGAGUUUCAUGAGAGUUUGCAUGAGAGUUGAGAAGCGAGAGUUUGCAUGAGAGUUUUCUCAACUUUCAUUGCUUGGUCAAACAAGAACAAAGAGUUGCACGAGAGUUGAGAAGCGAGAGCUUACAUGAGAGUUUUCUCAACUUUCAUUGCUUGAUCAAAUAAGAACACGAGUUGCAUGAGAGUUGACAAGCGAGAGUUUGCAUACGAGUUCUCUCAACUCUCAUGUCCCAGUCAAAGGAGAACAAGAGUUGCAUGAGAGUUGAUAGAGUUGACUGGAUAUUACCACGAGCGUAGGGAAAACUCUCAUCAAGCGGGUCAAGGUAAAACGCACUAUGGUCUGCAAACAAGUUGUUACAAAACAAGUUGUUACAAGCUGUCGACAAGUUGUGUUCGCAUUGCUUGUUCCCAGUUGUUGUAACAAGUUUGGAACAAGCUGUUAACAACUUGUAACAAGCUUGAUGGCAUUAUCAGACUUGUUACAAGGUUGUUCUAACAAGUCUGAUACAGUCAUGAUAUAACAAUAAUGUUACAAGGUUGACGACACAAGGUUUUAACAAUAUUGUUAUAUCAUGACAGAAUCGGACAGUUGAAUUCAAUUAUUCGGACUUGUUGGAACAACUUUGCAAAAAGUCUGAUAAUGCCAUCAAGCUUGUUACAAGUUGUUAACAGCUUGUUCCAUACUUGUUGACAACUUGGGACAAGCAGUGCGAACACAACUUGUUGACGGCUUGUUGGUAGACUUGCAACAGGAUGUGAGAUUUUUACCCGUGUAGGCGGCCGCAAACCUUGGAGAAGAAUACUUCUGUAUGGACCACCCGGUACAGGUAUGCAGCACAAAUAUGCGCUAGUAUGAUUCCUGAAUGUUCAAAGUGCAAAACAAUUAACACUAACUUUCAUAUGAAUUUCUUGUAGGAAAAACAAGAUUGGCACAAGGUGUAGAUCUUUUUAUACAAUUCUACUGAAUAAUCACUGCAAUAUUUCAUACUUUUAUUUUGACAACUGCAGGUUGACCAUCAUCUGCUGACGAUAGUGCUUCAUCUACCUAUUCAUAACUACAAUAUACGAAGCCAUUAUCUUUAUCUUGCUGUUAUUUCUAGCGGUUGCCUCUGAAAUUGAUUCAACAUUUUAUUGCGUCUCAAGUGCGGAUCUCGUGUCCAGUUGGGUGGGAGAAAGUGAAAGGUAGAGUGGGUUUAUGGAUAAAACGUAUACCAUUGAAAUUUCUAUGGUGUAGUGUUGUAAACCACUUGAUACAAACCUUAUAGAUUGAUUAAAGAACUGUUUAACCACGCAAGACAAAGGGACGGGAAAUCAGUGAGUUAGAAUAAUAAAUUGUGUAAAAUCUAACAUUAUAAUCUGUCGUUAUUUUUUUGUCAAGAUUUUUGUGAUUUUGUCCUGCUUUUUUAAAGGUUUCCUAUUUGAGAAACGAAGGCUUGAAAAGGCAAUACAUUGGAUCGUAGAACUCCAAUCAGAGUAGCUUUGGCCCUUAUAUGGCAUCAUAUUAAUAUUUUAAUGGUAUCUAUGAAUGUUUUCAGCUGAUCUUCAUCGACGAGAUCGACAGUAUUUGCAGGAAACGAAAUUUACGCGAGGAAGAACACACGAGAAGAAUAAAGACGGAACUUUUGAAACAGAUGGAGGGAGCGGACAGUUCUUCUUCCAAAGAUGAAAAGAUCUUCUUUCUUUGCGCAACCAACUGCCCUUGGGAGCUGGAUAGCGCGUUCUUGAGACGAUUUCAGAAACGUGUCUACAUUCCUUUACCAGAUGGGUAAGAAUAACCGAUGAUCCUCAUUAGAACAGUUUAGAACUGAUAGAGUUAUCCAGUAUAAAUAAAGUUGGCUUAGGUUUCCUCCUGUAGUACACGAAAUCAAUAAGAGAUGAUCCUUACUGGACCUCUAGGGAGAACAGUUUAAAACUGAUAGAGCUAUCGAGUAGAAAUAAAGUUAGUUUAGUUUAGGUUUCCUCCUGUAGUAACACUGGAUCAAUAAGAGAUGAUCCUUACUGGACCUCUAUAGGAAGAACAGUUUAGAGCUAUCCAGUAUAAAUAAAGUUAGUUUAGUUUAGGUUUCCAUCACCGGAUCAAUAAGAGAGAAGAUAAGGAUACGGAACGGAUUUAAGGGAGAACAGUUUAGAACUAUCCAGUAAAAAUUAUUUGUUGUAGGGAAGCGCGCAGAUCGUUGAUGAAGCUACACAUCAAGGAUACAGUGACGUCACUGAGUGACGCAGACUGGGAGAUUCUUGCUGCAAAAACCGAAGGUUUCUCCGGCAGUGACAUUGCUUCGUGCGUUUCUGAUGCUAUGUUUGAACCUUUACGUGAACUGCGAGAUGCACAUUUCUGGGAAAUUACCACAGGUAUAGAGCUAAGGUUUAUAGAAUUAGGAGUUCAAGGAAACCAGGUGUAAUAUCAAACAUGCUUCGUUACUCUGGUUCAAGGAAAUGAAUGGAAUCCCCGAACACAUUAGAUUCACGUUUAACAACAUGGAUCUUAUAUAGAAAUCUACAAAGGAUCAGUUGUGGUCCCCACGCUUACCUUUCAAGCUGGGAGAGCCGGGUUGAAUCCUUGGUCGGACCUCUACUCAAGCUCUUAAAAUAAUCAAGGAGAAAGAGCUACCUUUACAUUGACAUCAGUAAAUGGUUAGACUUUCGCGUCUUCUCGGAUAAGGACGUUAAAAUCGUAGGUAUACCUCGAAAUGCGCUCACUUAUGAGUGAGAAAUUCGAUAAACUCUGGUAAUUCUAGGUUGAUCACAAUCUGCGUAUGAUAAUGCUUCGUGAAACUCAGCUAUACUUAUUUUCUGUUUCAGAAGGACAUUAUAUUCCGUCGCCCAAAAAGACCAAAGGAUCCGUGGAAUUGGAAAUAACAGCAAUGCCGCCGCAAAUGGUAAUUAGACUACCACGUAGAGUAAUAACAGGGUGUCCACCCUUUGGUGAAGGUGAAAUUCAAGGACUUUUCCAGGACUUUCAACGCCCUUUUCAGUAAAUUCAAGGACCUAGAACUAGGAAAAAUCUUUGAAAAUGGCAAGGAUUUUAGACUUUAACCAGCAAAUGAUUCACUUUAUUCAGUAUUUUUUAUCAAAAUCACUAAUGUUGGCACAGCUGGAGGUAAAGGAAAUUAAUUCCAGGACUUUAAAGGACUUCUACUGAUUUUCAAGGACUUUCCAGGCCUGGAAUUCUUUUUUCCAAUUCAAGGAUUUUCCAGGAUUUUCAAGGCCCGUGGACACCCUUUUAUCCCCUCGCGAGUAAAAUCGUUUAGCGUUAGAAGGAGUAAAAUGAUAAAGUAGGGCGCAAUAACAAAUGUCAAAAAGUAUAUCAUUGAAAAAAUGAUAAUUUUUAACAAAAGUAUAUCAUUGGAUGUUCAAGUGUUUUUCCUCAUAUUUUCAGGUUCAACCUCGAGCAAUAUGUUUGAAUGAUUUCCUCAAAGUCAUCAGCCACAAUCACAAGACUAUCUCACAAGAAGAUAUUGAGAAAUUUGAAGAUUUCACGGCACAUAUGGGACAAACUGGUUGA
Messenger RNA from Paramuricea clavata, 6113 nucleotides. The record is from the annotation of a GenBank genome assembly. NCBI's taxonomy places the organism in Eukaryota, Metazoa, Cnidaria, Anthozoa, Malacalcyonacea, Plexauridae.